This is a messenger RNA of Cajanus cajan (pigeon pea), 1513 nucleotides long. RefSeq names its product zinc-finger homeodomain protein 8. Lineage: Eukaryota; Viridiplantae; Streptophyta; Magnoliopsida; Fabales; Fabaceae. Gene Ontology annotation, biological process: regulation of developmental process; regulation of DNA-templated transcription. Gene Ontology annotation, molecular function: transcription cis-regulatory region binding; DNA-binding transcription factor activity. Gene Ontology annotation, cellular component: nucleus. The record is from RefSeq and is a predicted model, not a curated record.
UUUCAUUAUCAACAGUCCUCACUCAAAACAUCAUCACCAUCUUCUUCUCUUCUCUUCUCUUGGAUCUUUUCUUCAUCUUCUUUUCCCUUCUCAAUUUUUCCCCUUUCAAAAUUUAGCUUCACAUAGCGCCUAACCAUUAUCCACUUAUCAAGUUUCAGCUUCAGUUGGAUGAAGUGGUGGCAAAAAGCAACGGUUUUUCGCCACUAAUAAUAUUGUGACAGGAGCAUGGAGAUAAUAGCGCCACCGCCGCCGCCGCCGAAUUCGAAAUCGCCGGAACCGGAACCCGAGACGCCGACCCGGAUCCACCAAAGCGCGGCGCACGCGAACCCGAACCCAAAGCCGGUGUCUUUCUCAAACGGGGUUCUGAAGCGCCACCACCCUCCGCCGCAGCACCACCCCGUGGCGGUGGUGUACAAGGAAUGCCUUAAGAACCACGUGGCCAGCCUCGGCGGCCACGCCCUCGACGGCUGCGGCGAGUUCAUGCCGUCGCCGGCCGCCACCGCCGACGACCCCACCUCCAUCAAGUGCGCCGCCUGCGGCUGCCACCGCAACUUCCACCGCCGCGAGCCCGACGACCCCCCCAUUUCGCCGGCCACGCACCACGUGCUCGAGUACCAGCCCCACCACCGCCACCACCCUCCGCCACCGCAUCGGAGCCCCAACUCCGCCUCCCCUCCGCCGAUCUCGUCCUACCCCUCCGCGCCCCACAUGCUCCUCGCCCUCUCCGGCGGACUCUCCGUGGCGCCGGAGAACACCGCCGCCCCCGCGCCGCCGCACCACUCGCGUAAGCGCUUCCGCACGAAGUUCACGCAGGAGCAGAAGGAGAAGAUGCACGAGUUCGCCGAUAAAGUUGGGUGGAAGAUGCAGAAGCACGAUGAUGAAAUGGUUAUGGAGUUUUGCAAUGAAGUUGGCGUUGAUAGAGGAGUUCUCAAGGUUUGGAUGCACAACAACAAGAACACUCUCGGUAAAAAAGACAACAACAACAACGUUAACGGUAGCGCUCUCGUUAUUACCAACGGUCUUCCCGUUGAUAAUGUCAGUGUUACUGUUAGACCUGUUCAUGUUCAUGACCACCAUCGUGAUCAUGAACACCCUGAAAUUAACGGUAACGGAAACGACAACCUCGGUUCCCAGGAUGGAAAUCAGUACGAGAAUGAUAGUGGAACUAACGGCGGAGGAACUAAUGGGUCUUCUUCUUCUUCUUAAAAAAAAAAAGGAGAAUAAUAAUGAUAUGUUUAGAUAGAGUAAUUAAGAGGUGGUACCGGUUAAUUACUUUAGUCUUUUUCUAUCUUGAUUUAAUUGUUUAGUUUUUGUUAAUUAAUGAGAUGAUGAUGAAGAUGAUCACCUUCUUAAAAUGGCAGAGAUUUGAUUUUGAUGAUAUUGUGUAAGUAGGAAAAUGGGUAAUUAGUGUUAAUUAAUAAUUAGUGCUGCCUCAGUUCUUCUUGUUCUGUUCUUUGUUUGUUUGUUCUUUUUCUCUUUUUUUUGGUAUAACUAGCUAGUUGGCUUGGCUUUU